AUGUCUCAAUUCACCCAUAGUUAUCGCAUUGUUUCCCCAUCAGACAUGGCAAUGCCUUCCAUCUCAUCUACCUCUACACUUCCCUCUUCACUUCCCCUACCUCCAGCCUAUGCGAAAGAAAACAACAUCACUGCAGAUAGUCUCCCUGAUACGACCAUGCCUCUUGUUGAGGAUCCUUUCACCGCCAAUAUCAUCCACGAUACAAGCGACUGCACUUUGGUACAGACCAUGGCUAUGGUAGCAGAAGCUGGUGCAGACGCUGGCGCUGCUGUCUCUGCUAGAUCUUCGACACCAGUGCUCCAUUCUACUUCGUCCGUUGUGAAACCAUCUUUCUCUUCUUCCUCUUCGUCCUCGUCUUCUUCUACUUCUGCUUCUGUAUGUUCAGCGACUGCACCUACGAUCUAUGCGCCAACAACCAUUCGACCUGGAUCAGGACCUUCAAUGUCACUCGGCCAACGCUCUGUCAUACGCCCAUCGAUUGAUAUACCUCAACCUCAGGCACCCAUCGGUCUUCACCAUGCACUCGAUAGCACCUACCCUGCUACACCCAAUGCUAAACCUGCGGCAACAACAGCACGUAUCCUACCACGCUCAAUCGAGUCGUGCGUCCAGGAUACUCUCGCUAAAGAUCCUCAGCUCCCUUCUGGCUCCUCCACUCCCUAUCUAGGUCCUGGAUCGAAUGGACAUCGCCGUAUCAUGACUCCAACUAGUCGACUGGCUGAAACUGCAGUUGGUGUGCGUGAAGUCUCGAAAAAGAUAGGCAAGUAA
Messenger RNA from Lobosporangium transversale, 768 nucleotides. RefSeq lists its product as hypothetical. Bases 1 to 768 code for a protein of 255 amino acids. The transcript has a single exon. The record is from RefSeq and is a predicted model, not a curated record. Lineage: Eukaryota; Fungi; Mortierellomycota; Mortierellomycetes; Mortierellales; Mortierellaceae.